Messenger RNA from Mercenaria mercenaria, 669 nucleotides. RefSeq lists its product as uncharacterized. The coding region runs from base 115 to 669 and encodes 184 amino acids. The record is from RefSeq and is a predicted model, not a curated record. Lineage: Eukaryota; Metazoa; Mollusca; Bivalvia; Venerida; Veneridae. The transcript is spliced from 2 exons.
UUUAGUAAGGUUUCGCAAAAACUAAAGUGUGUGGAUGUUGAGACAUUACCAGAACUUUUUGACAUAUUACCCGAACCAGAACCUAUAGGCAAGGUGUAUGAUGUAAAACAAUGGAUGCAGCCAUACCUGUCCAGUUUAGAAAAAAUAUCUUUUCCAUUGCAUUAUAAAUUUGAAAGAAAUCAAGACAAAGUGAAUUUAUUCUAUAAAGGCCCACACUACAACGAUUGGAUACAGAUGGAGGAUAGUAUUUUACCAAGGAAACCACCUGGGAAACCCAUGAAUUUAACACCGGACUAUACCAGAAUAAAUGUUGAUAGAAAUAUAAAACAAGUAGAACAAUUGAAACAGUUAUUUAAGAAUGAGAAUUCAUUUGAUUUUUGGAAUCAAUUUUAUAAAGCCAUCAAAGACAAUACCAGACAAAUACCCGAGUCAAGUUGGAUUUUAGACGAAUUACCCAGGCAAGGAAAUAUUCCUACUAUAGAAGAGACAAAUAUACCUAGUCACUUGAAAGAUAUAAUCUCCAAAGAGACAACAGUACCUCAGGUGGUUGUUAGAAGAAAAAUAACAUCUCAGUCUAAACAACAAACAGCUAAGGGGAAACAGACAGUUAAUAGAAAGAAACAGACCAGUGUUAAUCGAUCAAAACAAGGAAAACCAAAUGGUAAAUAG